Messenger RNA from Coffea eugenioides, 1092 nucleotides. RefSeq lists its product as uncharacterized. Bases 1 to 1092 code for a protein of 363 amino acids. The transcript is spliced from 3 exons. NCBI's taxonomy places the organism in Eukaryota, Viridiplantae, Streptophyta, Magnoliopsida, Gentianales, Rubiaceae. Gene Ontology annotation, molecular function: zinc ion binding; nucleic acid binding. The record is from RefSeq and is a predicted model, not a curated record.
AUGACGGAUGAACUAGCUGAGAUCAUGCAGAACUUUGACCUUUCUAGCACAGAACUUCAAGCUACUAGCCUUGGUAGCGAGGAGAUAGGGGGAGGGGUGAAAGAAUGCAAAAUCAGCUUGAUUGGUAAAGUAAUGGGAGAGAAAGUCUCAAACUACACUGGGGUCAAAAACUUUGAGACAAUAAUUUGGGGAUACCCUAGAGAACUAAAAGUGGUGGAACUAGGACCGAAUAUGUUUCAGUUCAUUCUACCAGUGGAAAGUGACAGGGAAAGGAUCCUGAAUGGAAGACCCUGGAUAAUGGAUAACCAAGUGCUUGUUAUGAACAACUGGUAUGAAGGAAUAGAGGAGGAUGAAAGGGCAUUCUGCUUAGCACCUCUAUGGAUUCAAGUUUGGAACUUGCCGGUACACUGGAUGUCGAAAGAGGCAAGGAAGAAAAUAGGUUCAAUCUUUCACCAGGUGAGAGAGGUGAUAGUUCCCCAGACUGGGGGUAAAGAAGGUAGACAUUUGAAACUUCUAGUGGUUGCUAACAUUUGCCAACCCCUACUGAGAGGAACCAUUGUUAAGGUUGGAGAUGUAACUAAGUGGGCUAGUUUCAAAUAUGAGAGAUGCCCAGAUUUUUGUUACAAUUGUGGCAUUAUAGGACACAGUGAAAAGACAUGCAAAAAGCAAGUCUAUACUGGAAGGGGGAAGAAGGAUAAUCAAUAUGGGGAUAAUAGAGCUAGAGAUCAGCUCCCAAAGGAAUCAAGGGAUGGGUAUGAGGAACACAAGGAACAAAGUAGGAGUUUAGGAGAAGGAGGAAAUAGCAUUGUGACGGUUCAGCUCCCCAAUACUGGAAACUAUGAAGAGGGAGACACAGAAAUGGAGUUCAUAAGCAUGAGAGCAGAAUUGGAACCAAAGAUGAAAGAUGCUCUAGGUAGACAGAAUAGAAGGAUUCUGAGAGUUCUGAGAUCCCCCAAAAAACAAAGACAGCCUUUGAGUGAGAUUAGCACUAAUACCAUCAGAGAGAAGAAGUCAGGAAAAAGAAAAGAGGUCAUGGGGGAAAUGGAAAUGGAAAUUGAUAAGGACAGCAUGCAAAAUGGAAAAGAGGAAUAA